Messenger RNA from Stylonychia lemnae, 1128 nucleotides. Lineage: Eukaryota; Ciliophora; Spirotrichea; Sporadotrichida; Oxytrichidae. The record is from the annotation of a GenBank genome assembly.
AUGACGUCUUCUACUCAAGAGCCUGAGAAUAAAGUCGAGCAACCUAAAAAGUCAAAUAGACAUUCUAAUAGUCGAGCAGCAAAAAAAUCAACCCCCAAAUCAGCAAUUUUGAAAUCGAAAGCUUAGUUUGCAUUUUUCAUAUCAGUUAUCAUCAUAGUAUUGAUUCUUGUGCCCUUUACGACAGAGACAUAUAAGUAUGUUCAGGAUUUUAAAAGGAAGAAACCAGAGGGAUAUGAGUGGCCCUCAAUUUAAGAUUUUUGGUUCACUGCUGUAGCAGCUUGUGUAUUUUGGUCCUUGGAGCAAGCAUUUUAGUACGCUCUGUAUCCAUGGUACUUGUAGCACUGCAAGGAGCAGAACGAUCUUGAGAUCAGAGAUCAGAGAACUCGCAAAGCAGUCACUAAUAUAUACAAAUGCUGUUAUUAUACGGCCUCUAGCUUCUUUGGUUGGUAUGCUCUGAAGGAUUCCUACAUCCUUCCUCCUGCUUUGGGAGGUAAGGGAAGCCUUGACUUACUAUUCACAGAUUUUCCAUACAUAACUCCUCCUCCUUUGUAUAACUUCUAUUUCACUGGAACAAUGGGGUAUCACAUUGGUUCUUUGUUACAUCAUCUCUUCUCUCAUAAGAAGUCAAAUGAUUACUUAGAAAUGAUGUUCCACCACCUUAUAACCUUUUACCUCUAUGCUUUCAGCUAUAUGUCCAAUACACUUAUCGGUGCCGUUAUAGCUUAUAUUCAUGACAUAGGCGAUAUUGGAGUUACUUGGACUAGAUCAUGGUCUGAGUCUAAUUACAAAUUGACAACAGCUAUCUCUUUUGUCUUUACUUUAGUUGCUUGGUUCUACACUCGAUUAACCAUGCUGCCGUGGUGCAUUUAUGUAGCGACAAUCAAACUAGAGGUGUACACUAUUAGCCCAUACAUCCAGCCAAUCUUCGGUUUCCUCUUAACUUGCUUAUUUGUCCUACAUAUCUAUUGGUUCAUUCUCUGCCUUAGGAUCCUCCUUAACUUUAUUGACAAAGGAGAGGCAGAAGACCUCCAAAAUAGAAGCGGCAAAAAGUCAGAGUAUGAGAAGUCGAAUGAAUUGGCUAAAAACUAAGGUAAUAAAGGGGAGGGCAAAUAAAGUAAGGUAGAAUGA